Messenger RNA from Globicephala melas (long-finned pilot whale), 2447 nucleotides. It is a transcript of the gene RPL6, whose product is annotated as ribosomal protein L6. Gene Ontology annotation, biological process: ribosomal large subunit assembly; cytoplasmic translation. The record is from RefSeq and is a predicted model, not a curated record. Gene Ontology annotation, cellular component: ribosome; cytosolic large ribosomal subunit. NCBI's taxonomy places the organism in Eukaryota, Metazoa, Chordata, Mammalia, Artiodactyla, Delphinidae. Gene Ontology annotation, molecular function: RNA binding; structural constituent of ribosome.
UUAGUUCUCUUUCCCAUCUUGCAAGAUGGCGGGUGAAAAGCCUGAGAAGCCAGAUACUAAGGAGAAAAAACCUGAAGCCAAGAAGACUGAUGCUGGUGGCAAGGUUAAAAAGGUGAAGCAGGUUAAGAAGGGGAAGCCCCACUGCAGCCGAAACCCUGUCCUGGUCAGAGGAAUUGGCAGAUAUUCCCGAUCGGCUAUGUAUUCCAGAAAGGCCUUGUACAAGAGGAAGUAUUCAGCAGCUAAAUCCAAGGUUGAAAAGAAAAAGAAGGUGAAAGUUCUUGCUACUGUCACAAAACCAGUUGGUGGUGACAAGAAUGGUGGUACCCGGGUGGUUAAACUUCGCAAAAUGCCUAGGUAUUAUCCUACUGAAGAUGUGCCUCGAAAGCUGUUGAGUCACGGCAAAAAACCCUUCAGUAAGCAUGUGAGAAAACUGCGUGCUAGCAUCACUCCUGGAACCAUUCUGAUUAUCCUCACUGGGCGCCACAGAGGCAAGAGGGUCAUUUUCCUGAAGCAGCUGAGCAGUGGCUUGCUACUUGUGACUGGGCCUCUGUCCCUCAAUCGAGUUCCUCUGCGAAGAACACACCAGAAAUUUGUCAUUGCCACUUCCACCAAAAUUGAUAUCAGUGGUGUGAAAAUCCCAGAACAUCUCACUGAUGCUUACUUCAAGAAGAAGAAACUGCGUAAGCCCAGGCACCAGGAAGGUGAGAUCUUCGACACAGAGAGAGAGAAAUACGAGAUUACAGAGCAGCGGAAGGUUGAUCAGAAAGCUGUGGACUCACAAAUUCUGCGAAGAAUCAAAGCUGUUCCUCAGCUCCAGGGCUACCUCCGCUCUGUGUUCGCUCUUACAAACGGAAUUUAUCCUCACAAAGUAGUGUUCUAAACUUCUUACAAAGAACCUAAUUAAAUAAUUGGGUCCAUUUCCUUUGUGUCUUUUUUCUUUUUUUAAUCUGCCUGAAGGUGUGGUGUGGCUCAGCCAAUUUGAUGGGAUGUUAGCCUCUACUAAGAGGAGUGGGAUUGGAGGGGAGUGCUAUCAGCUGCAGUGGAAUCCCCUCUUUGGAUCAACAUCCUUAGCUUCCUAAGUGUCUUCUCAGCUUUUUCACCCAGCACCUACCAAUACAAAGUCGUGGCAUUUCCACAGCCAUCACUGAACAACAGGUCAGUACUAACGGUACAUGGAUGAGAAACAAGUGUGGGCUCUCAGGCCACAAACUUUCCUCCCUUUCCAUGACUUAACAUCCAUUUCUGCCCAAUUCAGCCCCUCUCCAUAGUCAUUACUAUUAGUUUCUUGUGUAUCUAGUUUCUUAAAGCAUACACAACAAAUUAGUAUAAUUAUUUACCUUGCCCUGUUUUUAACCAAAAACCCCAUGUGCAGUACAUGCUGUUAUAUAGAUAACAAAUGAAUUUGAUUAUUCCAUAGGAAAUGUCCAUCUUUACUGCUGCAUAGUGUAGUAGUGCAUUCUAUGGAUAUUUGGGUUUCCGUCAUUUGUAAUUAUACUGGUUUCCCCUGCUAUCCAAAAGUAGAGUAUGCUUCUGAAACUUUGUGUAAGCCAAAAUGGCAUAAAGUGAAGAAAUUACCUUAUGACACAUCUUGCUAACAGAGGCAUAAAAUGGGAUAAAACACAGAUGCUUACAGUUCAAAGUGACGGCUCUGGAUGCUGAGAUGUCAGAGUGUAGUUCCAGGGAAGGAGCUUGCUGGUGCCACUCCCACUGCCCAGACAUGCUGCCGUCUCUAGUGGCUCUCUGCAAAACAAAACCGCUGUUUUCCCCCUUUGCCUUUUUUCAUAGAAGUGAAAAUCUUGAUUUUUUUCUAGUUAACAAAGACAGGUACAAAUGAAGUUCUUUCGGUUAAAGCAAACUUUCAGAAAGUGCUGGGUAACAGAGUGCGAUGUAGUGAGUAACUUGCGGUGUGCAUACAGAUGAGCAAGCAUCAGAUAAGAAGUAGCUUUUUGCUGAGUCAGGAUUUAGGCAGUUUUGGUAGGUGGUGCCAAACUGCCCUCCAUGGAGGUUGUACCAAUUUAUACUCAUGUAUAAGAGUGCCCGUUACCCUACAGGCUCCCUAAAAUGAUGUGUCAUUAGACGUGGGUUUUUUAAGUUAUUUUAUUGAUAAUUUACAUUUGGUAGAAUUGAUUUUUUGUGUGUGCAGUGCAGUGGCCUCUGCAGUUUGGGAAGCACCACCAAAGUUCCUUCCAAAAGUCAGUUUCCACUCCUAGUAACCACUGAUAAAAUUUUUGUUUUUCUAGUUUUGUCUUUUCCAGAACAUCAUGUAAUAUAUUCUGUGGCAUAAUAUCUGUGACAUUUGUUCACAUUAAUGGUUCAGUAGUUCUUUUGUCAGUCAGCAUUCUAUUGUAUCAUUGUGUCACUGUUUAUUCUAAAAUAAUACCCAUUGAAAGAUAUUUGGGUUGUUUAUAAUUAUUGGAGAUUAUGAAUAAAGCCACUAUUAACAUUCA